AAACAGCUCACCCGAUCCCCUCCAAACAAUACAACACUCCACCCCUUUUUAUAUUUAUUAUCAAAAUUCCGAUGUUACCAAGAACAACACUCAUGAAUACCAAUUUUUAACACCAAUCUCCAUUUUCGCUCUAUUCCAUCUUUCUCUGUAAUGGGUUUUGUCAAUUCUCUAAUUUUGAUCAUUCAUUUCUUUCCCAGCUAAUUGACAUUUCUCCAUUUUUAUCUGUUUUUUGUUCUUUCUUAUUCAAUUAUAGUCUGCGUUUUCAUUUUCUUUUACUGAUACACCAACAAUGGCGAGUGCAUAUGCUGCCUUUUUCUCGCCUUCUUUACCUUCUACUCUCAAGAAUAGGAUUUCUCCUUCUAUAGCUUUUAAUGGAUCUGGGUCUCGUUCCCAUCCGGGUUUUAGCAAUUGGGUUUUUUGCUCCUCCAAUGAAGGUGCUGAUAAAUAUGCUGUUCCUACUGCUGUUGAAUCAAGAGUUUCUAGGCUAGUAAAUAGAGGUUGCAAGCUAGUUGGUUGUGGUUCGAGUGUACCGAAAUUGGUGAUCUCCAAUGAUGACCUUUCUAAAAUGGUAGAAACUUCAGAUGAAUGGAUAUCUACUCGCACUGGGAUUCGCAAAAGGCGUGUACUUUCAGGUGAAGAUAGUUUGAUAGGCUUAGCUACUGAUGCCGCAAGGAAUGCUUUGGAGAUGGCCAACAUUCAACCUGAUGAUGUUGACCUUGUUUUGAUGUGCACUUCUACUGGGGAGGACCUCUUCGGUAGUGCUCCUCAGGUUCAAAGAGCUCUAGGAUGUAGCCGAAAUCCUUUGGCUUAUGAUAUUACUGCAGCUUGCAGUGGAUUUAUGCUGGGUUUGGUGUCUGCUGCUUGUCACGUAAGGGGUGGUGGGUUUAAUAAUGUACUAGUUAUAGGUGCAGAUGCUCUAUCUCGUUUUAUAGAUUGGACGGAUAGAGGGACUUGCAUUCUUUUUGGUGAUGCUGCUGGUGCUGUUGUUUUGCAGGCCUGUGACGGUGAGGAUGACGGGCUGUUUGCGUUUGACUUCCAUAGCGACGGUGAGGGUGCAAGGCAUUUGAAUGCAUCUCUGCGGCAUGAUGAAACGGAUGCAGCAAUGGGUGGAAAUGGUGCUGUGAAUGGUUUCCCUCCAAGGCCCACCUCUUAUUCACGUAUUAGCAUGAAUGGAAAAGAGGUAUUUCGGUUUGCCGUCCGAUGUGUACCCCAGUCAAUUGAGACCGCACUUCAAAAGGCAGGUCUCAGUGGUUUCGAUAUUGAUUGGUUACUAUUACAUCAGGCAAACCAGAGGAUAAUCGAUGCUGUUGCAACACGUCUAGAGGUUCCUUCAGAUCGCGUAAUUUCAAAUUUGGCAAAUUAUGGCAACACUAGUGCUGCAUCAAUCCCCUUGGCAUUAGAUGAAGCCAUUCGAGGGGGAAAAGUGAAACCUGGACAUAUCAUUGCAGCUUCUGGAUUUGGUGCUGGUCUUACGUGGGGUUCGGCCAUUUUGAGAUGGGGUUAAGACGAAAAGAUUUCGCUAUAUAUCUAAUCAUUCAAGCUAAAGGGGGAAGAAGGGAUUCGUGGAAAUGGUGUUUAAAUACCUGCAGUCGGUACUCAAAGAAUCCCACUUCCCCCGGUAUACAUGAUUCAAUCGCUGCAAUUUCUGGUGUGUUAUAUUUGUAUUACCUUUCUUCGACUUCUGUAAACUCUAUUUUCUACAUUAGCUGAAUUUAUUCUCACCCAGCAAAAUAAAAAUUGUUCUUCAUAGUUUUUUUUCUUUCCUUUUAAUUUAUUUUCAGGUGAGAUUCUGUUAGACCUUGUAUUUUAAACCGAUUUGUGUUGUACAUUCGUCUUGAUAAAAUUAUUGAACUAGUCUUUUCUGGAAGGCA
Amaranthus tricolor (Joseph's coat) is the source of this 1871-nucleotide messenger RNA. RefSeq names its product beta-ketoacyl-[acyl-carrier-protein] synthase III, chloroplastic-like. Gene Ontology annotation, molecular function: 3-oxoacyl-[acyl-carrier-protein] synthase activity. Gene Ontology annotation, cellular component: chloroplast. The record is from RefSeq and is a predicted model, not a curated record. Gene Ontology annotation, biological process: fatty acid biosynthetic process. The transcript has 8 exons. NCBI's taxonomy places the organism in Eukaryota, Viridiplantae, Streptophyta, Magnoliopsida, Caryophyllales, Amaranthaceae. Bases 290 to 1504 code for a protein of 404 amino acids.